Iphiclides podalirius (scarce swallowtail) is the source of this 1200-nucleotide messenger RNA. NCBI's taxonomy places the organism in Eukaryota, Metazoa, Arthropoda, Insecta, Lepidoptera, Papilionidae. The record is from the annotation of a GenBank genome assembly.
AUGAGUAUGGAAUCUUGCGAUGAGUGCAUCAGAUGCGGUGGUCACUGGUGUAAUGAUCCGAGUGCUAACACUGGCUGCGUUGACAUGCCAACCGAUAACUGGUGCCCUCUCCACCGAGAGCAGUUGGUGUCGGUCCGACAGCGGACCGAACAGGGAACUUCUGGCAACCCUACUUACAGGGAGAUGACUGUGCAUGUGGGAAAACAAGACAUCAUUAGCUACGAAACGAUUGAGCCCAAGGUCAGAAUCUUCAACACAACGCAGACCGACGACUUCCACUAUAAGACGGCCAAAUUCGGUGGCAAGGAUAAUUGGUACGUGGAGGUCUCGCCCGGUUUCGGGUUCUGCACCAAAAAGAGCAAGACCUUGGAAGAGGUCUACUUGGAGAUUGACGUUGGUGACGUCAAGGAGAUCGUUAAAUACCACGUGCCCUGCAGCUGCCCGUGCAGCGAGCGAGCAGAGGUGUUCUCUAGGAAAUGCAGCAACAGAGGGACUUAUGCGUGCGGUGUUUGCUCCUGCCCAAGCGGAUGGUCGGGCAAGUCCUGCGAAAAGAAGGAAUGUCAAGGUAUCCGUGGAGAUCUUCAGUGCACAAAUCCUGCCAUGAACGACGUGGAGUGCUCAGGCAACGGCUUCUGCGGCCCGUGCGAGACGUGCGAGUGCUACGCGGACCGCCCCGGCUCCAGGUACUUCGACAAAGACAACUACUGCGCCGACAUCUGCAUGGCGGCGAACGACUGCGACGAGUGCCUGAGCAGCCCUGCCCUCGGCCGCUGCGCCGAGUGCCACUUCCCGCUGGUCAAGUUGCAGUACAACGGGACCUUGGCGGCGGAGCGCGACGCGUUCGGCAGGGGCGUGUGGGUCACGUGCAACGGCACCGUCGACGAGUGCCGCGUGGAGUACGCCGCGAUGAGGGACGAGAGCAGGGACGUGUACGUGAUGGUGGUCAAGCUCUGCGAGCACAGCAACGAGGCGUCCGUCGCCGGCGCCGUCAACGUGACGGUGCCCGUGGUGGUGACCGUUCUGCUGGUGGCGGCUGCCGCGGCCGCGACGGCCGGCUACCUCGUGUGGAAGAGCCGCCCCCCGCCGCUGCCCCUCGCCGACACCCAGUACCAGAACAUCGGCGCAGAGGACUGCGUCGGCUCCAACCCGCUCUACAUACCGCCCACCUCGUACUACAACAACCCGACGUACGGCAAGAAC